Pterocles gutturalis (yellow-throated sandgrouse) is the source of this 5196-nucleotide messenger RNA. RefSeq names its product chromodomain helicase DNA binding protein 2 (gene CHD2). Gene Ontology annotation, biological process: regulation of transcription by RNA polymerase II; nucleosome organization. Gene Ontology annotation, cellular component: chromatin; nucleus. The record is from RefSeq and is a predicted model, not a curated record. Gene Ontology annotation, molecular function: ATP hydrolysis activity; ATP binding; ATP-dependent chromatin remodeler activity. The transcript is spliced from 34 exons. Bases 154 to 5196 code for a protein of 1680 amino acids. Lineage: Eukaryota; Metazoa; Chordata; Aves; Pterocliformes; Pteroclidae.
CUGUGUCCGAGCUCGGACCGCGUGCAUGCGUUUCAGUUGCGUCCUUGAGGGGACAGUCCAGAGCGAAGCCUACAACCUGAUUUUCUUUCUUUUCAAUUAAAGGCAAGUAGUGAUUCUGAAAAUGACAGCCCAAAAAGAAGAGGCCAGAAGCAAAUGAAAAAAAGAAAUAAAUGGAAAAGAGAGGUCUCUGGUGAAGAUGAGGAUGAAGAUGGAGGAGAACAAGGCACUAGUGGAGAGAGUGAGCCUGAACCCAAGAAAGUUAAAGCAAGAAGACCUGCCCAAAGGAGAACGGUGGCCAAAACUAGUCUUAAAAAGCCUCACAAACCCCAGCGUGGGAAGAAGAGAAAGAGACCGGACUCAUCGGAAGAUGACGAUGAUGACGAAGAUGAUGAAACCCCCAAGAGACAAACUCGACGAAGAGCAGCUAAAAAUGUCAGUUACAAAGAAGAUGAUGAUUUUGAGACGGACUCUGAUGACCUGAUAGAGAUGACUGGGGAAGGAGCUGAUGAACAGCAAGACAACAGUGAAACUAUUGAGAAAGUCUUGGACAUCAGGCUUGGAAAAAAAGGAGCCACUGGCGCUUCCACCACAGUGUAUGCAACUGAAGCCAAUGGCAACCCAAGUGCUGACUUUGAUCCUGAAAAGGAGGAGGGAGAAGUUCAGUACCUGAUCAAAUGGAAAGGCUGGUCAUACAUCCAUAGCACAUGGGAGAGUGAAGAGUCCCUGCAGCAGCAGAAAGUGAAGGGCCUGAAAAAGCUAGAAAACUUCAAGAAAAAAGAGGAGGAGAUCAAUCAAUGGCUGGGAAAGGUAUCGCCUGAAGAUGUAGAAUAUUUCAACUGCCAACAAGAGCUAGCUUCAGAGCUGAACAAACAGUAUCAAAUAGUGGAGAGAGUAAUUGCAAACAGUCGCAAAACAUCCUCAAAUGACCCUGAAUACCUGUGUAAAUGGAUGGGGCUGCCCUAUGCUGAGUGCAGCUGGGAAGAUGAAGCUCUGAUAAGCAAGAAAUUUCAGCACUGCAUCGACAGCUUCAACAAUCGUAACAACUCCAAAACGAUUCCUACCCGGGACUGCAAGGUAUUGAAGCAGAGACCGAGGUUUGUUGCCUUGAAGAAGCAGCCUUCUUACAUUGGCAGUGAGAACCUGGAGCUGCGCGAUUACCAGCUGGAGGGCCUCAACUGGCUGGCUCACUCGUGGUGCAAGAACAAUAGCGUGAUCCUGGCUGAUGAAAUGGGCCUGGGCAAGACAAUUCAGACGAUAUCAUUCCUGUCAUACCUCUUCCACCAGCACCAGCUGUAUGGCCCUUUCCUGGUGGUGGUGCCCCUCUCGACCCUCACCUCGUGGCAGAGAGAGUUUGAAGUGUGGGCACCUGAGAUCAAUGUGGUGGUUUACAUCGGAGACCUCAUGAGCAGGAACAUGAUACGUGAAUAUGAGUGGAUCCACUCUCAGUCUAAAAGGUUGAAAUUCAACGCACUUAUCACAACAUACGAGAUCCUCCUCAAGGAUAAGGCUGUUUUGGGAAGUAUUAACUGGGCCUUUCUAGGCGUGGAUGAAGCCCAUCGGUUGAAAAAUGAUGACUCUCUGCUGUACAAAACGUUGAUUGAUUUCAAGUCCAACCACAGGCUGCUGAUCACCGGCACCCCGCUUCAAAAUUCACUCAAAGAGCUCUGGUCCCUCCUGCAUUUCAUCAUGCCAGAGAAGUUUGAGUUCUGGGAGGAUUUUGAAGAGGAUCACGGGAAAGGUAGAGAGAAUGGCUACCAGAGCCUUCACAAAGUUCUGGAGCCAUUUCUCCUACGUAGAGUGAAGAAGGAUGUGGAGAAAUCUUUGCCAGCCAAAGUGGAGCAGAUCCUCCGUGUGGAAAUGUCUGCUUUGCAGAAACAGUAUUACAAGUGGAUUUUGACAAGAAACUACAAAGCUCUUUCAAAGGGAACGAGGGGGAGCACAUCUGGUUUCCUGAACAUUGUGAUGGAAUUGAAAAAGUGUUGCAACCACUGCUACCUUAUCAAACCUCCCGAGGAAAAUGAGAGAGAGAAUGGCAUUGAGACCCUGCAGUCUCUGAUCAGGAGCAGUGGAAAGCUAAUUCUCUUGGACAAGCUGCUGACCAGGCUGCGGGAGAGAGGCAACAGAGUGCUGAUCUUCUCCCAGAUGGUGAGGAUGCUGGACAUCCUGGCAGAGUACCUGACUAUCAAACACUACCCUUUUCAGCGCUUGGACGGCUCAAUCAAAGGGGAGAUUCGAAAGCAGGCGCUGGACCACUUCAACGCUGACGGCUCUGAGGACUUCUGUUUCUUGUUGUCAACACGAGCUGGAGGGCUGGGAAUUAAUUUAGCCUCUGCUGAUACUGUUGUUAUCUUUGACUCGGACUGGAAUCCCCAAAAUGAUCUUCAGGCUCAGGCUCGGGCUCACCGCAUCGGACAAAAGAAGCAGGUGAAUAUUUACCGCCUGGUCACAAAGGGUACGGUAGAGGAAGAGAUCAUUGAGAGGGCCAAGAAGAAAAUGGUGCUGGAUCAUUUGGUGAUCCAGCGUAUGGACACCACUGGCCGGACUGUUCUGGACAACAACUCUGGGCGAUCCAACUCAAAUCCUUUCAACAAAGAGGAGCUGACAGCUAUUCUGAAGUUUGGAGCUGAAGAUCUCUUCAAGGAGCUUGAAGGGGAAGAGUCAGAGCCUCAGGAGAUGGACAUUGAUGAGAUUUUGCGUCUGGCUGAAACACGAGAGAAUGAAGUGUCCACCAGUGCCACUGACGAGCUCCUCUCCCAGUUCAAGGUGGCCAACUUUGCAACCAUGGAGGAGGAAGAGACAGAGCUGGAUGAGCGGUCCCAGAAGGACUGGGACGAUAUCAUUCCAGAGGAGCAGAGGAAGAAGGUGGAGGAGGAAGAAAGGCAGAAAGAAUUGGAGGAAAUCUACAUGCUGCCUCGAAUCCGGAGCUCGACUAAAAAGGCUCAGACAAAUGACAGUGAAUCAGAUGCAGAAACUAAGAGAAGGCUUCAGAGAUCGUCUGGAUCUGAAAGUGAGACUGACGAUACCGAUGACGAGAAGAGACCAAAGCGCAGGGGGCGUCCUCGGAGUGUUAGAAAAGAUACUGUGGAAGGAUUUACUGAUGCUGAAAUCAGGAGGUUUAUCAAGGCUUACAAGAAAUUUGGACUGCCUCUUGAACGGUUAGAGUGUAUUGCCCGGGAUGCUGAGCUGGUGGAUAAGUCUGUGGCUGAUCUGAAACGGUUAGGGGAGCUCAUCCACAAUAGCUGUGUGUCAGCAAUGCAAGAAUACGAGGAGCAGCUGAAAGAAAAUCCAGGUGAAGCAGGGAAAGGACCUGGAAAAAGAAGAGGUCCUACUAUCAAGAUUUCUGGUGUCCAAGUCAACGUGAAAUCCAUCAUCCAGCAUGAAGAAGAGUUUGAAAUGCUGCAUAAAUCCAUUCCUGCAGACCCAGAGGAAAGGAAGAAGUACCGUCUGACGUGCCGUGUCAAAGCUGCCCAUUUUGAUGUAGACUGGGGAGUGGAGGAAGAUUCUCGCUUGUUAGUGGGAAUUUACGAGCAUGGUUAUGGAAACUGGGAGCUAAUUAAAACUGAUCCGGAAUUGAAAUUAUCUGAUAAGAUCCUACCUGUUGAGACAGAUAAGAAACCUCAGGGAAAACAACUCCAGACCCGAGUUGAUUAUCUGCUGAAACUGCUGAAGAAAGAUCUGGACAAGAAAGAAAACAUGAAAGAUGGGGAAGAGGGCAAGCUAAAGAAGAGGAAACCACGAGUAAAGAAAGAGAACAAGGCUCCCAAAGUCAAAGACGAGCAUGGGAAUGAACUCUCCUCUCCUCGGCACUCAGACAACCAGUCAGAAGAAGGUGAAGUCAAGGAGGAUGGCUUGGAAAAGAGCCCAGUGAAAAAGAAACAGAAGAAGAAAGAGAACAAAGAGAACAAGGAAAAGCAGACCACGACUAAGAAAGAAAAGGAAAGUGAUAAAGAGAAAAAAAAGACAAAAGAAAAGAAAGAGAAGCCUAAAAGCAGUGAAGCCAAAUCUGGAAGUAAAGGGAAGAGAUCGCAAGGUCCCGUCCACAUUACAGCAGGAAGUGAACCGAUCCCCAUUGGAGAAGAUGAGGACGAUGAUCUGGACCAAGAAACAUUCAGCAUAUGCAAGGAAAGGAUGAGACCAGUGAAAAAAGCACUGAAGCAACUCGAUAAGCCUGAUAAGGGACUGACAGUUCAAGAACAGCUGGAGCACACACGUAACUGCCUCCUAAAAAUUGGGGACCGCAUCUCUGAGUGCCUUAAAGCCUACAGUGACCAGGAUCAUAUCAAGCUAUGGAGAAGGAACCUAUGGAUAUUUGUGUCAAAGUUCACAGAAUUUGAUGCCAGAAAACUGCACAAACUCUACAAGAUGGCUCAUAAGAAAAGAUCACAGGAAGAGGAGGAGCAGAAGAAGAAGGAGGACAUGUCCAGCAUGAAGAAGCCGUUCCGCCCAGAGCCUUCAGGCUCCAGCCACGAUUCGGUGAUGUCCCAGUCUCACGUGCCUCACAAUCCUCAUUCCCAGAAGAUCCACCUGCCUCCGUCUCACAUCCAGCAGCAGAUGCAUGGGCACCCACGUGACAACUACGGCCAUCCAAACAAGAGACAUUUCAGCAACACAGACCGAGGAGAAUGGCAGAGGGAUCGAAAGUUCAACUAUGGUGGCAACAGCAACCAGAUGUGGGGUGGGGAGCGGCAUCACCAGUAUGAGCAGCACUGGUACAAGGACCACCACUAUGGGGAUCGGCGAUCUCGUGGAGAGCCCCACCGGAGCUCUGGGAACUACAGACCAAAUAACCUCUCCCGCAAGAGGCCAUACGAACAGUACAACAGUGACCGAGACCACAGAGGCCACCGAGAUUAUUACGACAGGCACCACCAUGAUUCCAAGCGUCGACGAUCCGAUGAGUUCAGACCUCAGAACUACCACCAGCAGGAUUUCCGACGGAUGUCUGAUCACAGGCCACCCAUGGGAUACCAUGGCCAAGGACCUUCGGACCACUACCGGUCCUUCCACACAGACAAAAUGGGAGAUUACAAACAGCCUCUCCCUCCACCUCACCCUGGAGUGUCGGACCCUCGCUCUCCCCCCUCUCAGAAAUCCCCCCACGAUUCCAAGUCACCUCUUGAUCACAGGUCACCUCUGGAUAGGUCAUUAGAACAGAAAAACAAUCCAGAUUAUAACUGGAACAUUCGGAAAACAUAA